CGCUGACACAACAAUAUCAUACUUAAAAUAUACAUUUGCAUGAAAAAAUACUAAAAUAUGGGUUCUUAUAUUGAAACAACGGAGAAUAAAACACCGCCCGUGUUUCCAAGAGCCUUGGAACCGUACGAAAUCAGACCUGUGGCCGAUGAGUUGGGGCUGACAAGUACAGAGAGAAAAUCAUUGCAGAAUGGUUGGACUAUAAUUAAACAGAAACAACGCCGAGCAGCGCUUAAUAUCUAUGUGAAUUUCUUCACCGAACAUGAGGAUCUUUAUGAAAUAUUUCGCUUCAACGGCGUUUUGGACAUUGAGUUCGCCAGUCAACAUCAAAAGGAUGUGCUCGCCGUUUUCCAAAUGAUCAUUGAGCAGUUGGAUAAUUCACGUUUCGUCAAGACUAUGAUGAAAGAGCUUGCUCUUAGACAUAGAGCUGCUUCUGUCAGCGGCACAAUGUGGCAGCUGUAUGCAAACGAAGUAAAACUUUACUUUUUGAAGACCUUGAAUGAUGCCCUUUCGCCAACAUUUGUUCACGCCCUAGAUACAUUAAUUAAUUAUAUCUGCGAUUUUAAUGAAUUCAAUGAGUCCAGGGAUGACCAGAGUCAACAGCAAGAACUUGACAAGGAAUGAUUGAUAAAUUUAAAUUUGAGAUGUAA
Molecule: messenger RNA, 647 nt
Organism: Bactrocera tryoni
Lineage: Eukaryota; Metazoa; Arthropoda; Insecta; Diptera; Tephritidae
Exons: 4
Coding region: 58-621 (187 amino acids)
Molecular function (GO): oxygen binding; heme binding
Source: RefSeq, a predicted model, not a curated record